Messenger RNA from Hemibagrus wyckioides, 1772 nucleotides. It is a transcript of the gene napaa, whose product is annotated as N-ethylmaleimide-sensitive factor attachment protein, alpha a. Gene Ontology annotation, molecular function: syntaxin binding; soluble NSF attachment protein activity. Bases 115 to 1002 code for a protein of 295 amino acids. The transcript has 11 exons. Gene Ontology annotation, biological process: intracellular protein transport; synaptic transmission, glutamatergic; regulation of synaptic vesicle priming. The record is from RefSeq and is a predicted model, not a curated record. Gene Ontology annotation, cellular component: vacuolar membrane; synaptobrevin 2-SNAP-25-syntaxin-1a complex; terminal bouton. Lineage: Eukaryota; Metazoa; Chordata; Actinopteri; Siluriformes; Bagridae.
UACUUCCGGCUCCUUAGUGACGCGUUCAUGUCAACAGAGCUGAUGUGAUUGUGGAGAGAGAGAGAAAAGAUAGGGACUUUUUGAGAGAUAUUGAACACGUUAUAGGGGAAAAAAAUGGAUUAUUCUGGAAAAGAAAAAGAAGCCUUGGCUCUGAUCGAGGCAGCUGAUAAGAAAAUGCAAAUGUCGGCGUCGUUGUUUGGCAAGUUUUUCGGGAGCUCAUCUAAAGCAGAGGAAGCGUGUGACAUGUACACGAGGGCCGCCAAUAUGUUCAAGAUGGCCAAGAACUGGCAUGCUGCAGGAGAUGCGUUCUGCAAAGCUGCACGAGUGCACUUGAAAACCCAGAGCAAGCACAACGCUGCUGUCUGCUUCAUCGACGCCGGCAACGCCUACAAAAAAGCAGAUCCACAAGAGGCCAUCAAGUGUCUGACCCGAGCCAUCGACAUCUACACUGACAUGGGACGUUUCACCAUCGCAGCCAAACACCAUGUGACUAUAGCAGAAAUCUAUGAGUCUGAUUUACUGGAUGUUGAUAAGGCGGUUGCGCAUUACGAGCAGGCCGGUGAUUACUACAAAGGAGAAGAGUCUACAAGCUCUGCCAACAAGUGCCUUCUUAAAGUAGCCACGUACGCUGCUCAGCUAGAACAGUACCAGAAAGCUAUACAGCUGUAUGAACAGAUCGGGACCUACUGCAUGGACAACACCCUGCUGAAGUACGGCGCUAAAGAUCACUUCUUCAAAGCAGCACUGUGUCACUUCUGUGUGGAUAUGCUGAACGCCAAGCUGGCUGUUCAACGAUAUGAGGAAAUGUUUCCUGCUUUCUCAGACUCCAGGGAGUGCAAACUCAUAAAGAAACUUCUCAAUGCGCACGAGGAGCAGGAUGUGGAUUCAUUCACAAACGCUGUGAAGGAGUUCGACUCGAUCACGCGGCUGGAUCAGUGGCACACCACCAUGUUGCUGCGGAUCAAGAAGAGCAUUCAGGAAGAUGAGAGCGAUCUCCGCUAACACUGUGAGCAUCAUCCUCUGACUCGUGACAUCCUACUCAUUCAUCAGCCAGUUUUUUUCCAUUAGUUUAAUCAGCUGAAAGUUACAACGGAUCGAUUCCUCACUUCCUCGUUCCCUUCACGUUGAGGAGCUGUCCGUGAUCCUAACAGCGCUGAGUGAUAUUUAGUCAAUUCAUGACCUUUUGUGGGUGCCAAAUUCUGUAUUGCUUAAUUUUUUAAUUUUUUUUUUUACCAUAAAUGAAUGGUAAAAUAUUUAAAUGAAAAAGUAUGGAUUUGUAAUAUAAUGUAAUGGCUGCAGUUUUCCUGUGUAUCGCUGCAAUCCUUAUCACUAAUCACCAUGUUUUGUGUUACUUCACAUCAGUAGAAGCUGCUUUUAAGGUUUGAUCUUUUAUUUAAUAUUUUCAGCACGAGGUUACAGUGGAAUUGAGUGAAAGCGUGAAUUUGAGAACGUUUUUUACUUUUUUUACGACUAGAAUUCCACCUGGUUUGAUUAUUGGAUGGUAUUUGAUUCUUCUGAAAACUAAGAUUACCUCACGCUGCUGUGAAGCUGCACAGCAUUUCCAUUGGUCGGUUUGUUUGUAUGUUUUAUGGAUUUUUCCCAAAUCAUAUUAAUUUAUUAGGCAAUUUUAGUUCAGUUCUAGCUGCAGUGUGUACAAGGCAGAUGAAACACUAAAGCAUGAAAGGAAACGGUAUGAAGAUUGAACCUGACUUAGAACUCCUAGGGCUUUCCCUUUUGUCCAAGUUUAAUAAAACGUUUUUUGACUCCUUUAA